AACAGCGUGGUGAGAUUUUGUGACAAAAGUGGAGGGUGAGACAUCAACUUCAGCAUUCGAACACUGGACUCUGAGACAUCAACAACCCGAAUGACUUCUCACUCUUUGGAGGGAGGAACUGCAGAGUAUUAAUGUUUACCGACUACAUCUAUCUCUCGACACCCAGUAAACCUGACUAGGAGCACGCCAAGCGGCCACCCAAGCUACACCAGCAACCUGCAACACAGAUUCCGUGGCCCUCCCUUCGGAAAAUCAACUGCUAGAUUUGUUGAACUCGUUGGACUUGUAUCAGGACGACAGUAUGAAUCCAAUGUGCAACAACGACAUGCUCUUUCCCGAUCUGAGCGCCGACCACACCCACAUGACCUCUGACCUGCCCCAGGCCAUGAGAGUCUCCAUGAGUGGGGAGGAGGAAAGCCUUAGGAGUGUGCUGACCCCGCCCGACAGCCCAGUGUUUGCAGAGCUGACCACGCCUCACAACCAGCACACCACGCCUAACAACCAGGGGCCUAUGUUCCAGGAGGGGGUAGUGCCCAACCUGAAAUACGAACCUCAGGACACUUACAAUAUUAUGAACACUAUGUGUUCUCCAAUGUAUCCAGAACAACCAUCCUUCAGUGAAGGAAUAAUAUGUGAUGUUCCUUUUGGAGCGUCGAACCACGUACUUGUUAAACAAGAAUUUAUUGAACAAGAGUUCUCGGACUGUUUCUCAAAUGGACAAGCAGAAUCAGCAGCACCUCAGUGGCAGCACCACGGAUACCUUGAUUAUGAAGAUUAUCCUCCAGCACCACAACACCCACCAACCUUCGAUGCAAACUUUGACACAUUGCCAAACGUUGAACACUUCCUGAAGACACUGAUGGAUCCACAGAGGCCCACAAAUCCCAGCUACCAGUACAGAGGAAGCAAUUCUGCUGGGGAAGAAACAGAGUUCGAAAGCGAGAGUGAAGCCAGUUUCACCCUCCCGAACUCCCCGGCCACAUCGGACGAGGGUUAUCUGUCCAUCAGCCAACACCCAACAGCUCAUGCUCACCGCACCCACAACUACCAGAGGAAGACGAUUGACAAGAGCCUGUCCCUCCUCAGGGGCGUGACCCACAAAGACAGCAAGAGGGGGCGUGGCCGCCCACGUAAGAUGCAUCCCAUCUCCAGCACGAGCAGUGAUGACAGUGAUGAGGAGGUCACAACCAGACGUGGACGUGGCCGACGAGAAGCCAUGCGCGGCAACCAUCUGUGGGAGUUCAUCCGCGACCUCCUGAAGGACAGCAUGUGCUGCCCCAAGUACAUCCGCUGGGAGGACAGAAAAGACGGGGUGUUCCGCUUUGUCAACUCUGAGGCCGUGGCCACCAUGUGGGGUCGCAAGAAGAACAACCCGCAGAUGACCUACGAGAAGCUGAGCCGUGCGAUGAGGUACUACUACAAACGCGAGAUUCUUGAAAGGGUCGAUGGCCGACGUCUUGUCUACAAGUUUGGGAAGAACGCGGCUGGGUGGAGAGAAGCUGCAGGGCUAGACAGCGAUACCGAGAGCAUGUAGGUUGAUAGAACCCACAACAAAGGUGUAGACAGACUGAAAGAGACAUUUAGACUGAAAUUAUAAGGCUUGUAAUGGGCAUAAGUGAUGGAUUUAAUAAAAAUACACAUAUACAUGUACAAAUAUUAAUGUCCGAGACUGGUGUUAAAGUAUUAACGAAAUAUCAGAAACGUAAGGAUCUAUUCUUUAUUAAUGGAUGUUUUUUGUUUAAAGUUUUUCCAUUCAUUGUCAUGAUGUUGCUUGAUACAUGCAUUUUAUACUUAUGCUAUGCAGUAGACUGACUAAGACAUUUAUAUUUUGUAUACUGGUGAAAAACAAAGAAUUGGACACAAAUCAAUGUCAAAACAAAAUGAAGACAAUUAGGUCUAUAGAGACAGUAAACUGAAUGAUAGUUUUUUGUGGAAAAAAAGUCAGAGAGAAAGAUUUUUAACAAUGCUUUUGGAGCAAAUGUCAGAAAAGUAGAAGAGUUAAAUUUGCACCUACACAACAAAUUUGAAAUAUCUUUCUUGGUCUUGUAAAGAAAGAAAAUAUUUUAAAAGGCGAGGUUCAAACUUAAAGCUGGCAUUUAUCCACAGAGUUGUACAAAUACAUCCCAAAGAUUAAGAGACCUACCAAAUGUAUUUUGUAAUGAACCUGUUUAUAGUUAAUGGGAAUUCCCUCCAUUUCAUGUGGUAAUUACAAUAAAGUUUAUUCCAAACUUUAAACUUUAAUUUGGGACAGUUUCAAAGAAUGUAUCGUUCACAUUCCAAAUAUAAAACUUUAUUGUGAAAGGACAUUCAGUAGCAACUGUCUUGGAUUGAAAAUCAUUUGAAUUUGUGUUCACUUGAUAACAAAAAAUGUUACAAAUCUCAAAGCAAGUUGUAUCCUUGAGAUAAUCAUGUAAUAUGGAUGGUCAUAAAGUCUCUAAUAACAAAAUUAAUGUAGAUAAUGAAUAAUACUUAUUCAGUACUUAUGCAUUUGUUAAAUAUCUUUAUGCUGGAAGAAUACUUUUUGCAACCAUUACAAACAAAUGUACAGUUAUGCAUUGAUGUACUAUUAAGCAUUGUAUUUAAGAUUUAUUAUUGUAACUUAUAUUAUGUAUUUUCCAACCUUUUUUUACAAUUUUAUAAUUUUUACUGUUUUUCUAUUGCAAAAUGUAAAUAUAGUUUAUACUUUUCAUGAAAUGGCUGAUUGGAAUGUCAAAGGUAGAAAAACGUAAAUAAUGCACUAUACAUGUACACAGCUACAAGUUAAGAUUUCUGUAAAUAUAAAAUAUGAGGAAACAAGUCAGCUGAGUACUUACCUUUUAUAGUUUGAGGAAAUAGAUAAGUAAAUUGAAUGAAUUUAUGAAUUUUUUCAUUGUUCAUAUUCCAAAAA
Patiria miniata (bat star) is the source of this 2887-nucleotide messenger RNA. RefSeq names its product protein C-ets-1-like. The coding region runs from base 302 to 1534 and encodes 410 amino acids. Gene Ontology annotation, molecular function: sequence-specific DNA binding; DNA-binding transcription factor activity, RNA polymerase II-specific. Lineage: Eukaryota; Metazoa; Echinodermata; Asteroidea; Valvatida; Asterinidae. The record is from RefSeq and is a predicted model, not a curated record. Gene Ontology annotation, biological process: regulation of transcription by RNA polymerase II; cell differentiation. Gene Ontology annotation, cellular component: nucleus. The transcript is spliced from 9 exons.